Molecule: messenger RNA, 605 nt
Organism: Neltuma alba
Lineage: Eukaryota; Viridiplantae; Streptophyta; Magnoliopsida; Fabales; Fabaceae
Product: TMV resistance protein N-like
Exons: 1
Coding region: 111-605 (164 amino acids)
Biological process (GO): signal transduction
Source: RefSeq, a predicted model, not a curated record
UCUUACAUAACUUAUUACUAAUAAAGGAUCAGUCCAACUUCAUCAGUUGAACUUAGCAUUUUCAGUGUGAUAUUUUAGAUAUUCAAUUCUCUAUUGCAAGAGGGAUUAGCAUGGCAGUUCAAGCAAUAUCUUCCACUUCCUUCAACUGUGAAUGGAAAUACGAUGUCUUCCUCAAUUUUAGAGGCAAAGAUACCCGUAAUGGUUUCACAGGUCACCUUUAUUUUGCUCUUUGUGAAAAUGGAAUCCGCACCUUCAUGGAUGAUGAAGAGCUUAGAAAAGGGGAUGAAAUUACACCAGCACUUUUCAAAGCAAUUGAACAGUCUAGGAUGGCCAUCGUUAUAUUCUCUAAUGACUAUGCAUCCUCCACGUUUUGCCUCAAUGAACUUGUCACGAUUCUACAAUUUAUUAAGGGAAACAGCCGGUUGGUUUUGCCAAUUUUUUAUGAUGUGGAACCUUUACACGUGCGGCAUCAAGAAGGGAAGUAUAGAGAAGCCCUGGCUAUGCAUGAGAGGAAGUUAAAAGAUAAUGUGGAUAAGUUGCAAAGAUGGAAGGCUGCAUUACAUGAAGCAGCCAAUAUAUCAAGUUUUCACCUCAGUGUUGGGUAA